AUGGCAGAAAAAGGAGAGACAAAAACAGAUAUAUCGUCUACUGAUGAAAGCGAUAUGAAAUACAAGAAAAAGAAACCAACAUUUUUAUUGGACUGUAAUGACCCUUCUUCAUCGUGCCCUGUGUAUUCUGCUUCUGAUGACGAUUCUGAAAAGAGUAUGAAUAUGAAAGUAACUAAAUCAAAACCGCGUAGAUUAUUAAACGGGUGGUCACCUUCUCCAAGCAAAAUGAAAUUUAAAUGUCAAUCAGACCCUCAAGGAGUUAAAUUUGAUAAACAACUAGGUACUGAAUCUUCGUUAAUGCAAAACAUUGAAAAUGAAAGUGUUCAACCCUCAAACACAGAAUUAGUUGAAUUGGAUAAAUUAUUGAGUUAUGAUGAUGAUAUUAUUAAUUAUUCUAAUGAUUACAUAACUAUUGAUGCCAAUGAUGAUGGUGUAUUUAUUCAAAAUACAACAGUUGCUGCAGUUACAUUGGUAACACCUUCAGAACCAUCAGUUAAUCAAAUAGAGGCUACUGUAGAUAAUCCUAAUGAAAUUAUUAGACCUGUAGAUACAAAUUUAAUGCCAUCAACUUCUUCAUCAUUGUGUAAUGCUCCAUCCACUUCUUCCAGACAAGCAAAUUUAUCCAACUACUUAACAAAACCUUUAUCGAUAUCUAAAUCUAAAGCAAUUGACCAGCAACAAACAAAAUUUAUAGUAAAGCAUUACCAUCCAUUUUCUUUGGUUGAAGAAUCCGAAUUCUGCAAUUUAAUUAAAAUGCUUGCUCCAAACUAUUCUAUGCCAUCAAGAAAAACAGUAUCGAAUAAUUUACUUUUACAAGUGUAUAAUGACACUUUUCAAAAAGUUUCAAAAGAUUUGCAGGAUGCUACAUCAGUAGCAUUAACUACCGACGGUUGGACUUCAAUAAAUAACUCGAGUUUCAUAGCUAUAACAAAAAUUGCUCAAGAAUGGAAAUUAGAAAACAAGAUAUCCGCUGUCGUAACAGAUAAUGCCUCUAAUAUUAAAGCAGCAAUUCGGUUAACAAAUUGGAGGCAUGUUCCAUGUUUUGCUCAUGUUUUAAAUAUAGGCAUACAAAAUGGACUCUUGCAGUUACAGCCAGUUCUGAAAAAAAUUAAAGAUAUUGUAGAAUAUUUUAAAAGAAGCUCAAGUGCUCUUUUAAAACUUAAUAAUAUACAAAAACAAACAGGAGUGGAAGUUUUAAAGCUUAUACAAGAGUGUAAAACACGUUGGAACUCAGCAUACAAUAUGAUGUCCAGAAUAUUAAAAAUUAAGGAACCAGUUCUCUCCACUUUAGCUAUCAUGAAUAAUGAAUUAAAUUGUAUAACCAAUCAAAAGUGGGAACUAAUUGAUUCAGCAUGCAAGUUACUUGGUAUUUUCAAUAAUGUAACAGAGGAAAUGAGUGCUGAACAAAAUAUUACAAUUUCAAAGCAAAACUUAUAUUAUAGAUUUUUAAUUGACCAUUUAAAUACAUUUAUCUAUGAAAAGAAUUCUAAUGAAAUAAUCAUUCAAAUGGCGUCUGAGAUAAAAAAAACUUUAUAUAACUAUUUUAAAAAUUUAGAAGAUAAUGAAAUUCAAGGACAAUCAAUAAUUCUGGACCCUAGAUUUAAAAAAUUUGGUUUUUUCAAUGAAAAUAAAUUUCAAAAUUCAAAAACAAACUUACAACAAAAAUUACAAUCCCUAAAUAUUGAAAAUAAACCAGUAGCGGCAUCCAAUGAACACACAGUGACUGAAAUUGCAUCAACAAGUACUUCAGAUAUUUGGAAAAGUUUUGAUGAACAAGUUAGUUCACUUGUAGGUCAAAACAAUUCAUCUGUUGCAAGUGUAGUUGAAAUGGACAAAUACAUGAAUGAAUGUCUUCUCAGUCGUCACAUGGACCCAUUAAAGUGGUGGUCAGAACGGAAAUAUAUUUACCCUCGGUUAUAUGAGAUGAUGAAGAGAAGAUUGUGUGUGCCAGCAACGUCUGUACCCAGUGAACGUAUUUUUUCUAAGGCUGUCCAAGUUUUGACACAACGACGAAGUAGGAUGACAACUUCAAAAGUUGAAAAAAUUAUCUUUAUUGUGGUUCAGAUCGACAAUCGACAAGCAUUGGUAACCAAAGAUCCGUAA
Aphis gossypii (cotton aphid) is the source of this 2103-nucleotide messenger RNA. RefSeq names its product E3 SUMO-protein ligase ZBED1-like. The coding region runs from base 1 to 2103 and encodes 700 amino acids. The record is from RefSeq and is a predicted model, not a curated record. Gene Ontology annotation, molecular function: protein dimerization activity. The transcript is spliced from 7 exons. NCBI's taxonomy places the organism in Eukaryota, Metazoa, Arthropoda, Insecta, Hemiptera, Aphididae.